UUUUUCAUACUGAUCAUGCCACAAUUCUUUUCUCUUUCCACAUGGGAAGCGUGCGAUCCAGCAAAUGAAACAAAAGAGCAUGGUGUGAAUGAAAAAGGAGUGACAUAUUCAGAUGGAAAAGACAUCACUGAAUAUUUUGGUGCCCUGAAAAAGGAAGGAAGAAAACAGCCAAUUCAAGGAAGAUGUAAUUCUGGUCCUUUCCAGGAUGACGAUUCACAAAAAACUGAACUAUUUGAUAACAUUUAUGAGAAAUACAAUACGAAUGAGGACGCUGCAACUGGGGAAACGCUUUCUGAAAAAUCGGAUAAAAAUGUUAACUGCAGUGACCAGACCAGACUGAAAAUAUUUGAAUCCUUGAAAUGUGCGAAGAGAUUUGUGCAGGAAAAAAAGAUAAUUUCUCAUAAAAAAACUCACAUUGUGGACGCCAACUAUCAAUACUCGGAUGGUGGAAAAAGAUUCAGCAACAGUGGAAGCCUUAUUUCCCAUCAAAUUUCCACAGGGCAGAAGUCAUAUAAAUGCCUAGAGUGUGGAGUAGCCUUCAAGCACAGUGCCAGCCUCACUUCCCAUCAAAGAAUUCACAUAAGGGAGAAACCAUAUAAAUGCCUGGAGUGUGGAAAAGUGUUCAGUCAAAGAGCACAACUUUCUUCCCAUCAAAGAAUUCACACAGGGGAGAAACCAUACAAAUGCCUCGAGUGUGGAAAAGCCUUUAGCCACAGUACAGGUCUUACUUUACAUCGGAGAAUUCACACAGGGGAGAAACCAUACAAAUGCAUGGAGUGUGGAAAAGCCUUCAGUCACAGAGGAAGCCUUACUUCCCAUCAAAGAAUUCAUUCAGGGCAGAAACCGUAUAAAUGCCUGGAGUGUGGAAAAGAGUUCAGUCAGAGUUCAAAUCUUAAUUCCCAUCGACGAAUUCACACAGGGGAGAAAUCAUAUCAAUGCCAGGAGUGUGGAAAAGCCUUCAGUCAGAGAGUACAUCUUACUUCCCAUCAGAGAAUUCACACAGGGGAGAAACCAUACAAAUGCCUCCAGUGUGGAAAAGCCUUUAGUCACAGCACAGGUCUUACUUUACAUCAGAGAAUUCACACAGGGGAGAAACCAUACAAAUGCCUCAAGUGUGGAAAAGGCUUCAGUGAGAGUGGAAGCCUUACGUCCCAUCAAAGGAUUCACACAGGGGAGAAACCAUACGAAUGCCUCGAGUGUGGAAAAAGCUUCAGUCACAGCACCGGUCUUACUUCACAUCAAAAAAUUCACACAGGAGAGAAACCAUACAAAUGCGUGGAGUGUGGAAAAGCCUUCAGUCAUAGCACAAGUCUCACUUCACAUCAGAGAAUUCACACAGGGGAGAAACCAUACAAAUGCCUUGAGUGUGGAAAGAUCUUCAGUAACAGCAAAAGUCUUACUUUACAUCUAAGAAUUCACACAGGGGAGAAACCAUACAAAUGCCUCGAGUGUGGAAAACACUUCACUCAGAGUGUGAAUCUCACUAGUCAUCAGAGAAUUCACACAGGGGAGAAACCAUACAAAUGCGUGGAGUGUGGAAAAGCCUUCAGUCAAAGCAAAAGUCUCACUUCACAUCAGAGAAUUCACACAGGGUAGAAACCGUAUAAAUGCAAGGAGUGUGGAAAAGCCUUAAGUAAGGGUGGAAACCUUAUUUCCCAUCAAAGAAUUCAUUCAAGGCAGAAACCAUAAAAACUACAGGAGUAUGGAAUAACCUUCAGGCUCUCCUCACUUUCCAUCAUAGAAUUCACAGAAGGGAAAAAUGAUAUCAUUACUUGGUGUGUGGAAAAAAAUUCAGUGAGAGUGGACACUAUACUUCUCAUUAAAAAUUCACACAGGGAAGGAGCCUCGAAUGUAGAAAAGGCUUCUCUCACAGGACAAACCUUACUUCCCAUAAAAGAAUUUGUGCAGGGUUGUUUGUGCAGGGACAUCCCUUCAAAUGUUUUAACAUGGCUAACAUGUCAUCACCCACCCACCCUUUAUCCUUCUCAUUUCCAGACUAACCAUACCCAGCUCCCUAAAUCUUUCCUCAUAGGGCAUGGAUUCUAGACCUUUUACCAUUUUGGUCACCCUCCUCUGGAAACACGCCAAUAUUUUUCUUGCAUUGUGGUUGCAUUGUGUUCUCCAGGUGAGAUCAGACUAAUGCAGAAUAGAGUAGUAACAUUUCUUCCUACAGAUCCAACCCAUAAUGCUGAUUAAGGAAGGUAUGGAAAUCUGGUCAGCCUUUUAUGCAUUGACCACACAUUUCAAUGGAGCUCACAGAACAGGGCCUCCCUGAUUAAUUCCAUCCUGUUGUGGGCCAGAUCCUUUUGUCACCCCAAAACGACGAACCCAUGGGCCGCAAGAUCUGCUCUCCCCCAUCCGACUCAUUGCAGAGCCUGGCAAGGACGUAGGUAAGGGGGGUUCUCAGGUUCAAAACCCGCCAUUACAUGUCCAAAGCUCCGCCCCCCGUUUGUGUUUUUUUGUGUAUUUUUUUAGUGUUUGGU
Sphaerodactylus townsendi is the source of this 2483-nucleotide messenger RNA. RefSeq names its product zinc finger protein 501-like. Gene Ontology annotation, molecular function: DNA-binding transcription factor activity, RNA polymerase II-specific; RNA polymerase II cis-regulatory region sequence-specific DNA binding. The transcript has 3 exons. Gene Ontology annotation, biological process: regulation of transcription by RNA polymerase II. The record is from RefSeq and is a predicted model, not a curated record. Lineage: Eukaryota; Metazoa; Chordata; Lepidosauria; Squamata; Sphaerodactylidae. Bases 16 to 1596 code for a protein of 526 amino acids.